UUUUCUUCGUCAUUCGUCUUCUUGCAUCCUUUGCUCGUUUUCGACAUUCCUGGAUUUAUCUCAUGCUCUUUUGAACCUCGGGUUUAUAGUCACCUGGAAUUUUUCCCGAGGAAAUCUUCGUUUCUCCUUUUUCAAAAGUGAGUCGGUGGGAAAUUGAAUCGGGGAAGCUCCAGAAAUGGCCGCCUCGACCACGACCAGCGCCGUCUACAUCCACGUCAUCGAGGAUGUCAUCAACAAGGUCCGAGACGAGUUCGUCAACAAUGGAGGACCAGGAGAAAGUGUUCUUAACCAGCUUCAAGCUAUUUGGGAAGAUAAGAUGAUGCAAGCUGGAGUUAUAAGCGGUCCGAUAGAUAGGUCUUCUGCUCAGAAGCCGACACCAGGAGGGGCAUUAACUCCCAUGCACGAUCUCAAUGUACCGUACGAGGGAAAUGAGGAGUAUGAGACUCCAACGGCAGAGAUGCUUUUUCCUCCUACCCCUUUGCAGACCCCUGCUCCUACUCCUCUCCCUGGAAGUGCUGAUAACUCAAUGUAUAAUUAUCCCACUCCUGCGAUUGAAAAUGGUAUUAACAAUGAUGUUAAAGGUCCCAGGCCUAGUCCAUACAUGCAAACUCCUUCUCCAUGGGCAAAUCAAAGGCCACUCAGUGUUGAUGUCAAUGUUGCUCCUACUGAAGGACGGGAAGAUGUGGACAGAGGAACCUCCAGCCAACCACUGUCACAGGACCUCGUGAUGUCUUCUGGAAAGAGAAAACGUGAUGACUUUUCUGGGCAUUACUCAAAUGGUGGAUAUAUACCCCAGCAAGAUGGAGCCAGAGAUGAUGUCCCAGAUAUCCAGUCAACUUUGACAAAAUCUUCUUGGAAGAUUCCUCAAACGGAUGGGCCGAUUCCUGAUAUUUAUGAUGAAAUGCUUUCUACACCCAAUAUUUACAAUUACCAAGGAGGCAACGAAGACUAUAACAUCGUCAACACCCCUGCUCCAAACGAAUUACCCGCAAACACUCCGGUUCCUGUACAAAACGAAAGGAAGGAAGAAGAAGAAGACGAUGAUGAUGACGAGAUUCUGAAUGAAGAUGAUGAUGACGAAGAAGACUUGGAUGAUAUUGAUGGCGAAGAGGAUAUGAACACACAACACUUGGUCCUUGCUCAGUUCGACAAGGUGACUCGCACCAAGAGCCGGUGGAAGUGCACGCUCAAAGAUGGCAUAAUGCACAUAAACAACAAAGACAUUCUCUUCAACAAGGCCACGGGAGAGUUCGACUUCUAGUGUGGAGAUCUGGGAGAGGUUUUCUUCUGUUUGCUCUGUUGUGUAGUAAUCUACUCUGGUACCUCUUUUGAGUUUAUUUGUCUAUCCCUCGUAUGCUGUACAUAAAGAAAGAGAGCCUCUUCGCUUUAGGAGGGUGAAUAAUGAAUAUAUACAUACAUAUCCUGAGUCCGUCUUAUUAUAGGGUUUGGUCUCUGUUAAACGACCGCAACACGUUCACGAAUCAGAACAUCCUAUAUUUAAUGUAACUGCCAUUCAGUUUUCGUUUU
Molecule: messenger RNA, 1527 nt
Organism: Tarenaya hassleriana
Lineage: Eukaryota; Viridiplantae; Streptophyta; Magnoliopsida; Brassicales; Cleomaceae
Product: transcription initiation factor IIA large subunit-like
Exons: 11
Coding region: 176-1261 (361 amino acids)
Biological process (GO): transcription by RNA polymerase II; transcription initiation at RNA polymerase II promoter
Cellular component (GO): transcription factor TFIIA complex
Source: RefSeq, a predicted model, not a curated record